Messenger RNA from Chaetomium strumarium, 1560 nucleotides. RefSeq names its product C2H2 finger domain-containing protein. The transcript has 12 exons. The coding region runs from base 1 to 1560 and encodes 519 amino acids. The record is from RefSeq and is a predicted model, not a curated record. NCBI's taxonomy places the organism in Eukaryota, Fungi, Ascomycota, Sordariomycetes, Sordariales, Chaetomiaceae.
AUGGCGGCCACGCUUCACUGUUCGGAUGACGAGUUCUCCCUGGUUGAUAGAUCGGGCGAUGAAGUAGCAGAUUAUAACUCGGACUACUCCUUAGACCAUAAAGACCUAUUUGACGCCGAACAGGCAGAUACCGCCGGGUACAAGACCGAUCUAACUGACGAGGAUGACGGUAAUAUAGAAGAUAAGGCGACGCUCUUAGUCGAGGAGCAAUGGAAUAAGUACUACGCCUAUAUUAAACGCAACCUACGCGAGUGUUUCGAGUCCGUCUCGGGGACUAAGAAAGCCAGCUCUCUUAGAACUUACUGGAAGGUGUUCUGGCUUGUCUACGAGAGGGCUAUAAUAGAAAAGCUUGAUAUAAAGCUAAACCGCCAAAUGCAUAGGGCCCUUCGAAGCAUAGCAAAGAAGCAUAGCUUAAGCAACGAGAAGCGCGAGAAGCGAUGUAUGACGAUCGAGGACCUAAAGAAGCAGAUUGACACAAUCGUUAGCACGAUAGACAAGACUUUCCAUGUCGGCGAAUGCCGCGUGCUCUAUGCCUUUUUCUACGAACUUCUUGCCCCGAGCGGGUCCCGCCCAGAAGCCCUGUUGCUACUACAGUUUAGGCAUGACCCCUGCCUCCUCCUCAGUCCAUAUGUCUUCCUCCUAGGUGUCCUCUUCGCCAACCAGGCCUUCGAGGCGCCAAGUCUCAUAUCUCUAGAGAAGCUAUACCGGCUUGAUAUUCACCUAGGGGAUCUAAGCAAGACAUUUAUAUUCCGUAAGAUCAAGCGAGUCGGCAAACUCACUGGAUUUAAGAUCUCGACUAUCCUAUAUAACCUCCGCUAUAAUGCCGCCAGCGAGUUCGACAAGAGCGCAGAUGACCCUUGCAUUAGGGAGCUUGUCUGGCGUCGAGACGUUCUCUACGCGCGCUCCCGGCAGUCGGCCGAAGUACGACGCAAGUACGAAAAAGCGGCGACGAGAGUUACUAAGGAGAAACUAAGGCUGAGAAGAGCUCUUAAGUCGCAAAUCCGAGAGGAGUUCGAUACUUGGCAAGCCAUAGAGGAUAUCGAGAGGCAGUUAGCCGGUCAUAGAUUCCAGGACAUGAAACAUCUUGUCAAGGUAUUAUAUGCCCCGAUAGACUACAAGACCGUCGAGGAGCUAUAUAAGCGGCGCGAUACUAUAAUUAAUGCAGUAGCUACGUACUGCAAGGUCAAGGAAGGCUGGCGCCUACAGCUCCUGUCCGAGAAGAAGGCUUCAGCAAAUAUAGCACUUGUCAAGACCUAUACAAAGGAUCCACUAGAGGGCAGCCUACUACAGGAGGCGCUACUAUCUAUGUUUAAGAAGAAGAUAUAUCGGUGUUUCCUUUGCGUUAGGAAGGCUUACUCCAUUCGGGUGGACGACCUACGGUUUCCGCCGCUUAUCCACGAAUUCUACUCCCCUAGGGACAUAACAAAGUACUUCCGAUGCAAACACCUAUCGAAUCUACAAAAGGACAAGGCCAUUAUAUAUACUGCUUGCAAUCUAAAGCUUAUAUAUAAGGAGUACCUCAAAUGCUAUGCCAUUAAUAUAUAUAGAACUGUGCCUUGA